AUGUCCUUGAAGAUACUCCUCUUCUUCCCCUCGUCUCUCCGUCCCUCCCAGCGUGACAUGGCUCCCUCGCAUCGGAAGCUUCAGCUCGACUACUUACCUCCACCGAGGAAGGUGUCUUGGCGGAAAACCUUCAAGAAAGACGUUCAUCAAAGGCUGCGGAAGCUUGCGGGAGUUCGGGAUGCGAUGCCCUCGCGUCGCCCCCGGUCCUUGGCGGUAUCCGUGCGCAACAGCAGGCCGAUGACACCUUCUCAGAGGAUCGACUCCCUCCCUUCUUUUACGAAGGUCCUGCUGGAGAGUGAUAUUCCUGAGCUUCUAGAGUGCCGUGGCUCAAACAAGAACGGAUGUUCCGCUGUCGAGCGGUGGUCUCUCUUAGAAGCUCGCUGA
Coniophora puteana RWD-64-598 SS2 is the source of this 384-nucleotide messenger RNA. RefSeq lists its product as uncharacterized. The record is from RefSeq and is a predicted model, not a curated record. Lineage: Eukaryota; Fungi; Basidiomycota; Agaricomycetes; Boletales; Coniophoraceae. The transcript is spliced from 2 exons. Bases 1 to 384 code for a protein of 127 amino acids.